Owenia fusiformis is the source of this 811-nucleotide messenger RNA. The record is from the annotation of a GenBank genome assembly. Lineage: Eukaryota; Metazoa; Annelida; Polychaeta; Sabellida; Oweniidae.
GGCAUCAUCUCAUAAUAAUAUUAAAUUUGAUGACUUUAGUGACAUUUUGGAAUGCAAGAUAUGUCUCAAAACAUUAGAAGAUCCAAAAGUACUACAAUGCCAGCAUUCAUUCUGUUUAACUUGCUUAAAAGCAUUAGUUGAAAAGAAAAAGCCAGCAAAACAAAUACCAUGUCCUGUCUGUCGAGAGAUUUGGGAUAUUACGAUCAUAGGACCUCAGGAUCUAAGGACAAGCUUUUUAGUGAACAAAUUAAUGGACAUAUUGAUAAAAUGCCAAGUGUAUCACACCAGACCCCAAGAUCAAAAAACAAUUCAAAAACUUCAAAAAAUAGAAGGUACCAACCAAUGGACCAAUGACUUGAUUGUAAUAAAUACCUCAAAACUUGUUGCCGUCAGACCAAAUUGCAUCCAAUUCUACGAAGAUUCUUUUCUGAUCAACACUAUUCAAGGAGAAUACAGAGGAACAAAAAUAUGCGACAAUAACCUUGCUUUUGCUAAAGUUGGCAUGGAUACAAUCAGCAUUUAUGACUUGGAUGGAAACCAUUUGCGUGAUAUCAAAACACCCUGCAAAAGGCUAUGCGCAAUUGCCUUUAAUACUAAAAAAGAGUUUGUGGUAAGUGACAUAGAAACUAAAUCUAUAUUCCAUCUUGAUUAUCAGAAUGGGAGGAAGAUAGCAUGUACUGAAGGCAAUGCAAAAUUUGGAUACCCUCAGCAUAUUGCUGUGGAUGCAAAUGAUAAUAUUGCUGUAUCUGAUUGGAAGCUUGAUAGAAUCCAAGUGGUUAAUAGAGAUGGCAAUUUACAGAUGCAGUAUGGG